This is a messenger RNA of Anopheles arabiensis, 1713 nucleotides long. RefSeq lists its product as uncharacterized. The record is from RefSeq and is a predicted model, not a curated record. The transcript is spliced from 4 exons. Bases 182 to 766 code for a protein of 194 amino acids. Lineage: Eukaryota; Metazoa; Arthropoda; Insecta; Diptera; Culicidae.
CGAUCAUCAAGCUGCGUGCGCCCUUCGUCAAGCACUGCCUCAGCAGAAAGAAUAUCGUUUGUUGCUGGAAGAAUAUUCGUCAGAAUGUUCCAGAGCUGGAAUAAAUUCGAACAAGAUCGUUUCGAACAUUUCACCUACUCGACUGCGAAAAAGCCAAUCAGUACAUCGACAUUCUUCCAUCAUGAACGAGCACUGUUGGGUUAGGAUUUUAACGAUAGUAUUGCUUAAUAUCAGCCUAUCCAACGGUUUUGUGACAGUUGUACCCAUUAUAAAUAAAAUGGAUUGUAAAUUCAACGCACGUAUUAUCAACUUGACCUGCACCUUAAACAAGCCGAAUACCUUCGUUAACCAAACUGUUUCGAUGGAGAUGGAAAUAAUGCGCGAGGUUAAAGACGUGAAGUUGGCGGCGGCCUAUUACGUCGUGUCAGGAUCCGGUGACUCGUCUCGUCUCGUGCAGCGUACGGUCGACCUAUGCUCCUACGUCAGGCACCCAAACAGGGAUCGACUCGUUAAGGUGAUCUUUGAUAGAUUGAAAGAAGAGGGUAACUAUUUUGUGACUAAGUGCCCGAUCCCGAGGAACGAAAAGUUCUACAUACGUAACCUGCGACCCACGUCCGUUCAGAUACCGGGCUUUAUCCCCGAGAGUAGUUUUAUUUUUGAAAACAUCUAUCAAAUAGGUGCACUGUUUGAGCCGGUCGUUGAAGUUCGUUACUACGGUAAGCUGGUGCGCGUUAUGAACAAAGAUCUCCAAAAGCCACGGACGUAACCUUUGCGUUUGUAGAGUAGCGUAUGGUGUAGCAUGUACGAAAGCGGUGAGUAUCAAAUACGUUGAUGAAAUAGGCAGAAUUAACAUGAUUUUUUUUAAAUAUAUUCCAAAAAUCGUCAAUUGCUAGAUGACUCUCUGUAGGUUACUUCAAAUGCCACCGCUUGCAGCUAGACAAAAAUAAUAAGAAGUAGUUACGUUCAUUGGUUCCUGUUGCUUAAAUUCCUAUUACACGAACAUUACCUCCCUCUCCAAGAAGAUUAGCUGUGUAUUGCAGUUUUGUCCAUUAUGUCUGUACCGAUCAAAAUGAAUUGGGAAUUAUAAUAAAAAUUGCAGAAAAGGUAUAAUCUUUCUUCUUUCUCUCAUUUAGACCCAUAUAGACCCCGUAAUAGAUCCAGGCCACUAACAGACUUUAUCAAAUCUUUAGUAGUUUCGUUUAUUGCAACCAUACAAUCGGUAUCUAGGCUUAUGCAGCGACCACCAAGGAAAUGAAUUUUAAAAGCAAAUCAUCAAGCACAAUAAGCACGCAACUUUUCCUAUAUCUCUGGAGAUAAUGUGUCCGGACUGCUUACCAGAGGUUGACUCUUUUAAGCAGAUCAGAAACUUAUUCUCAAGAUACGACAGUCUGGUGAACGUUUUUCGAGAUCCAGCCUGGAAGUUAGUGAAGCCGUGCCAGAUCUCAGCAGCCGUUCAGCUGACUUCCAACAAUAUCACAUCAGUAGGUGUCGUAAAGGGAUCACGGCAUUGUCCAAGUAAAACUAGCCAGAGCUAAAGGUUCUCUAUGUUCAAGUCUUUUCACAUCUACACCGCAUAGAUUGGACUAGUCGAAUGUUUUACUCUCCUGCAGUCAUCUAAAUAAAAGUAAAAUCAACUAAGUAAACGCCGUUCAUCGAUAAACGCUCUCAUUCAAGCUAUUCACUGAACAAUCUGUGCAAUCAACGAUAAUUUAA